Messenger RNA from Otolemur garnettii (small-eared galago), 1158 nucleotides. It is a transcript of the gene SEC11A, whose product is annotated as SEC11 homolog A, signal peptidase complex subunit. NCBI's taxonomy places the organism in Eukaryota, Metazoa, Chordata, Mammalia, Primates, Galagidae. The transcript is spliced from 6 exons. Gene Ontology annotation, molecular function: serine-type endopeptidase activity. The record is from RefSeq and is a predicted model, not a curated record. Gene Ontology annotation, cellular component: signal peptidase complex; membrane. Bases 145 to 684 code for a protein of 179 amino acids.
CCGGGCCGGCUCUCGACCCGGAAGCGGAAGUGUCCGCACUGCGGCGUCCGGUCCAGUGUGAGCUGGACCCGUGAGCCAGUCGUUCCGCUCGCUGGUUCACAUUGAGCUCCCUCUCCUGUCUGUGUCUUGCUCUCGGUCCCCGCCAUGCUGUCUCUAGACUUUUUGGACGAUGUGCGGCGGAUGAACAAGCGGCAGCUGUAUUACCAAGUCCUCAACUUUGGAAUGAUUGUCUCUUCAGCACUAAUGAUCUGGAAGGGGUUAAUGGUAAUAACUGGAAGUGAAAGUCCAAUUGUAGUGGUGCUCAGUGGCAGCAUGGAACCUGCAUUCCAUAGAGGAGACCUUCUCUUUCUAACAAAUCGGGUUGAAGACCCCAUACGAGUGGGAGAAAUUGUUGUUUUUAGGAUAGAAGGAAGAGAGAUUCCUAUAGUUCACCGAGUCUUGAAGAUUCAUGAAAAGCAAAAUGGACAUAUCAAGUUUUUGACCAAAGGAGAUAAUAAUGCAGUUGAUGACCGAGGCCUCUAUAAACAAGGACAACAUUGGCUGGAGAAAAAAGAUGUUGUGGGGAGAGCCAGAGGAUUUGUUCCUUAUAUUGGAAUUGUGACAAUCCUCAUGAAUGACUAUCCCAAAUUUAAGUAUGCAGUACUCUUUUUGCUGGGUUUAUUUGUGCUGGUCCAUCGUGAGUAAGAAGUCUGCUUUGCUGUUCCUGGGAAGACGCCAUUCUUUUUGUUACUGAAUGUUUGGAGUAGAUAUUGGUCUGUGGUUGGUGGAGUGGAGAACACACACGUCGGCGCUUCUUGGUAGCACUGGUUUGCAUUAGUUUCUGUUUCCACGCCAAGUAUGUGUGGGCGGGUGCAUGUGCACCAUGGGGUGCCCUUGAGGGGACUUUGAAUCACAGGAUUUCAUAGUUGUCAUUGUCACACUUUCGCAUUUUUGUACAUCAGUGAAUUUUUUAUAUUAAAAGAUUGAGCCAAAGCCCCCAGUGUUUGUAUUUUGAAGCCAAGCUUCACUUUUAAAGUGCCUACAGAGCUCUGUAAGUGAAAACACAGCUCUGCACGAGUCUGAAACUGUCAUACCUCCUUAUAAUGGGAAUGGCAUAUACUGAGGUGGUCAUAACUCUUAACUUUUCAAAAUUUUAAAUAAAAGACUUUGCACAUUGAA